Messenger RNA from Exophiala mesophila, 954 nucleotides. RefSeq lists its product as uncharacterized. The transcript has a single exon. Lineage: Eukaryota; Fungi; Ascomycota; Eurotiomycetes; Chaetothyriales; Herpotrichiellaceae. Bases 1 to 954 code for a protein of 317 amino acids. The record is from RefSeq and is a predicted model, not a curated record.
AUGAUUACCCCUGUGGAAAAGACGAAUGAGACGGUGCAUGUGCGCAUCACACCCGAGGAGCGCGCCGCAAAUGUCAUCUCCAAGAAGAACCUGGAAAAGGCUGUCGUGGCGUUGGCGGAGGAUGGUGUAGUCAUCCUUGACGAUGCAAUUGCUCCAGAAAGCCUUGACUUUCUCAAUAUACCAAUGGUCGAAGAUGCCAGAGUCCUUCGAAACGGUGCAAAUACAUGGAUGAACUACGACAAGAAGGCGCAAAACAUUCUUCAGCACAUGCCUCCAAGCGCCGAGUACCUCUUGCCAGACAUCCACACCAACGCAUUUGCUGUCGAGGUGUGCAAGCACUUCUUGGGCCCAAAGCCAGUCUUGCGCUACCACAAAGCAAACACCAAUUUUCCCGGAGAGAGUCGCCAACCUCCACACAGUGAUGUCCACUACGCCCACCCAAGAGCAUGCUUCAGCCUUGCAGUUAACAUGGUUUUGAUCGAUUGCUCGCCAGAGAAUGGAUCUACGGAGGUCUGGCCUGGCACCCAUCUCACCACGGUCUUCUCCGACCAAAAUGGAAUGAAUGGAAUCCACGAGCACAAGCUUCAAGAACGUGUUCGCAGUCACGGGUUGCCAGUUCAACCGACAGUUAAAAAGGGUGGCAUCAUUAUCCGGGACAUGAGGUUAUGGCACGCCGGAAUGCCCAACCGAACGACCGACGAGAUCCGCGUGAUGCUUAAUCUUAUCUUCUUCUCUGAUUGGUACCGCAGUGAUAUGAAGAUCAAGUUCCCUAGAUCGUCAGAGAGCAAGAUCAAGGAGUUGGAAAAGGCCUCGGGCAUUCAAGUGGCGGCCGAGUAUGUCGAUGACUUUGAUCAUUUGACUUUGCCCCACACCCAUGACUUUGGUCAAGAUGAUGUUCGGGAGGAAUUUGGUAGAUGGCAUCAUAAAUUGGGCCAGCCAGCGCCGGCCAGUUGA